Pochonia chlamydosporia 170 is the source of this 2472-nucleotide messenger RNA. RefSeq names its product pre-mRNA splicing factor cwc22. The coding region runs from base 1 to 2472 and encodes 823 amino acids. The record is from RefSeq and is a predicted model, not a curated record. Gene Ontology annotation, biological process: mRNA splicing, via spliceosome. Lineage: Eukaryota; Fungi; Ascomycota; Sordariomycetes; Hypocreales; Clavicipitaceae. The transcript has a single exon. Gene Ontology annotation, cellular component: catalytic step 2 spliceosome. Gene Ontology annotation, molecular function: RNA binding; protein binding.
AUGGCGUCCGCCGACGUGAGCAUCCCGCGUCGUGAGCGCGAACGGGAACGCGGACCCCAACGAGAAGCCGACUCGUAUCGUCCACCACCUCGCGAGCGAACACCUCCGCCUGUGCGAACCGAAGAAGAGAAGCAGGCUGCGGCUAAAGCAGAAUAUGAAAAACUUCUCAACAUGCGGUCUGGUGGAACCUACAUCCCUCCCGCGAGACUGAGGGCGCUGCAGGCGCAAAUCACCGACAAGACCAGCAAGGAGUAUCAGCGCAUGGCCUGGGAGGCAUUGAAGAAGAGUAUCAACGGUCUCAUCAACAAGGUCAAUACGGCGAACAUCAAGCACAUUGUUCCCGAGCUGUUUAGCGAGAAUCUGAUUCGCGGACGGGGACUCUUUUGCCGAUCCAUCAUGAAGGCCCAAGCUGCCAGUUUGCCCUUCACUCCCAUCUACGCUGCCAUGGCGGCCAUUGUCAACACCAAGCUGCCACAGGUUGGCGAGUUGUUAAUCAAGAGAUUGAUUAUGCAGUUCCGAAAAGGCUUCAAGCGCAACGACAAGUCGGUUUGUUUGUCGUCGACGACUUUCCUCGCACACCUCAUCAACCAGCAGGUGCAACACGAGAUGCUCGCUGGUCAAAUCCUCCUAUUGCUACUGCACAAGCCGACCGAUGACAGCGUGGAGAUUGCCGUUGGUUUCUGUCGAGAAGUGGGACAGUACCUAGAGGACAUGCAGCCAUCCAUUUCGGUGGCUGUGUUUGACCAGUUUCGCAACAUCCUCCACGAGGCCGACAUUGACAAGAGGACACAAUACAUGAUUGAAGUUUUGUUCCAGGUGCGCAAGGACAAAUUCAAGGACCACCCUGCUGUCAAGGAAGAGUUGGAUCUAGUCGAGGAAGAAGACCAGAUCACUCAUCGAGCAGAGCUGGACGGCGAGAUUGACGUGCAGGACGGUCUCAACAUUUUCAAGUUUGACGCCAACUGGGAAGAGAAUGAAGAAGCCUAUAAAAAACUCAAGGCCGAAAUUCUAGGCGAAGGAAGCGACUACGAAGACGACGACGAAGAUGAUGAUAGUUCCGAGGGCGAGGAAGAAGACCAGGAGACAAAAGCCAUUGAAAUCAAGGACCAGUCCAACGCUGACCUUGUCAACCUCCGAAGAACAAUCUAUCUCACCAUCAUGUCCAGUGCCGACCCCGAAGAAGCGGUCCACAAGCUCAUGAAGAUCAACCUCCCCGCGGGUCAAGAGCCAGAACUUCCCUCCAUGAUCGUCGAGUGCUGCUCGCAAGAAAAAACAUACACCAAAUUCUUCGGCCUUAUUGGCGAGCGUUUCGCCAAAAUCAACCGCCUCUGGUGCGACUUAUUCGAGCAGUCAUUCGUCAAGUACUACGAAACAAUUCACCGCUAUGAAAACAAUAAGCUUCGCAACAUUGCUCAGCUCUUCGGACACAUGCUUGGCGUUGACUCCAUUGGCUGGCACUGCCUCUCUGCCAUUCAUCUCAACGAAGAUGAAACCACCUCCAGUAGCCGUAUCUUCAUCAAGAUCUUGUUCCAGAGCAUAGUUGAAGAAAUCGGACUGCCUAAACUCAAGGCCAGAAUGGCCGAUGAGACACUCCGUCCGAACCUUGAGGGCAUCUUCCCCAAGGAUAACCCGCGGAAUAUCCGCUUCUCCAUCAACUACUUUACCAGUAUUGGUCUCGGAGCUCUCACUGAAGAAAUGAGAGAGUAUUUGCAGAAUAUGCCGAAACCGGCUCUACCUGCUCCUGCGGCAGCAGACGUGUCUGAUUCAGACUCAGUAUCAAGUUACUCUUCCUACACCGGGUCAUCAUAUUCAUCCCGGUCACGAUCCAGAACGCCCCGCAGAAUUCGCGGCCGUUCUACAUCUAGAACACCUUCUCGCAUGGGGAGAUCUCGUUCAUACUCUGAGAGUAGAUCCCGCUCGCGUUCCGCAUCAUACAGCUCAAGAUCACGGUCAAUAUCGCCCGUACGCAGAGACUCAUAUUCUGCUUCACCGAGACGACGGGCACGAUCCGUCUCCGGAAGUAGAUCUCCCUCACCGGCACCCAGGGGCCGGGGCCGAGCUCGUAGCGCCUCAUAUAGUCGUUCUCCAUCUAGAACUCGACGCCCAUCUGCUUCUGUCAGCCCACCCCGUGGACGGGACCGCUCUCCAAAGGCCAGGCCACAGCGGCGCAACAGCUCGUCCUUGAGCAGUGCGCCUCGGAACAAGCGCAGACGGGACUCUCGAUCUCCAUCGUUUGACUCCCGCUCGCCGCCCGCCAGGAGAGCCAGACGAGAUAGCCCUUCCCCUAGACGGAAUGGGCGAAGACAAUCGUACUCUGCGUCGCGGAGUAGAAGCCCCAGACGGGAGAGUAGGUCUGUUUCUGUGGACGGGCCAAGGAGGUCGCGGAGCCCUGUGCCCGCGAAGAGGAGGAGAUAUAGUGAGAGUGUGUCACGGUCGCCACCUCCAGUGAAGAGGGGUCGCCGUGGGGAUUGA